Messenger RNA from Orcinus orca (killer whale), 399 nucleotides. Its product is annotated as ubiquinol-cytochrome-c reductase complex assembly factor 2-like. The transcript has a single exon. The record is from RefSeq and is a predicted model, not a curated record. Bases 1 to 363 code for a protein of 120 amino acids. NCBI's taxonomy places the organism in Eukaryota, Metazoa, Chordata, Mammalia, Artiodactyla, Delphinidae. Gene Ontology annotation, biological process: mitochondrial respiratory chain complex III assembly. Gene Ontology annotation, cellular component: mitochondrial matrix.
AUGGCGGCCAGCUGCUACCAGAAUUUUCUCAAACUCUGUGAGGAAUGGCCAGUGGACAAGACCAAACGAGGCCGGGACUUGGGCGCUUAUCAGUGGGAGCGGGUAGCGCACGCCUUUCGGGAGGGAGAGAACACCCAGAUUGCAGAGCCUGAGGCCUGUGAUCAGUUGUACGAGAGCUUAGUACUUCUCCAUUCAAACUACUACAAACACAAGUACCCUCGCCCCAGAGACACAAGCUUCAGUGGCCUGUCCCUGGAAGAAUACAAACUGGUCCUGUCCACAGAUACCUUGGAAGAGUUUAAGGAGAUGAAUAAAGGCGUGUGGAAGGAACUGCAGGAGAAGUUUGCCCCCAAGGAUCCUUAGGAGAAUCAUAAGGCCUGGGCUAGGGCCUUAUCGUGA